This is a messenger RNA of Caenorhabditis elegans, 1208 nucleotides long. RefSeq names its product LITAF domain-containing protein (gene K08D8.12). NCBI's taxonomy places the organism in Eukaryota, Metazoa, Nematoda, Chromadorea, Rhabditida, Rhabditidae. Bases 25 to 285 code for a protein of 86 amino acids. The transcript is spliced from 3 exons. The record is from RefSeq and is marked reviewed.
CAAAUUUUUAGAUAUCAUAUAGUCAUGGAACCACAAGCUCCUAAUACCUAUCAGUAUCCAACGACUUCUCAUUUUGAAGCUCCUCCCGCUUAUUCUGAUUCAACAAAUAACGUCUAUCCGCCAACUCAAGUAGCCGGGGAACCUGCCGUUAUUGUAGUUGUACCUCAAAAUCAAUUUCCACAACCAAGGGUGCACUGCUUCCAAAGAUGUAUUGUUCUUACAGUUAUCAUGAUUAUCAUACUCGGAUCUGUUGGGACGACAUUGUACUUGCUGCUUCAAAUCUGAUAUUGGCAUAUUUGUUCACAUUUCAUGUCAUCUAGCCUUCAUUCAAAAAAUGCGUUGUAAAUCGAAUUCGCAAUAAAAUCAAGCUACACAAUCGUAAUUUGAAAAUUCAUGCUUAUUGCGCUUCCAUUAAAGAAAAUUGUUUUAAAACGUUUGCUUCCUUUAAAUUUUUUUUUGACUAAACGCCCAAGAAAAACAAUACUUUUUUUACCACACCUAAGCCUGAAACUUUUUGAAAUUGAUUAAAAUAUGUGUAGUUUCAUGAUUCUGGAAAAUUCUAUUUAACGACAUUUUUCGAAACGUUUUUUAAAUCAUAUCUUAUUUACACAAGACGUCAUGCUGAACUGUGAGGGUAUUAAAACACAUCUCAUCGAAAAUUAUAAUGCUUUUACAACUUAUUCUAAAAUUGUUUCAUUCUCUUAUGUUGAAACUAACUUUCAUAGUUAUUUUGAUUGAUUUUUUUUCAAUAAAUGUUAAAACCAGUUUGUUCUAAUUUAUUGUUUGAUAAUGCCAAUGUAAAUUAAGAGAAAGAAUUCGUUGAAAACUUCAUUACAAAAUUCCGCCUAUUUCAGCAAUGGAACCACAGGCUCCUAAUACCCACCAAUAUCCAACGACAACUCAUUUCGAAGCUCCUCCCGCAUAUUCUAAUCCAUCAAAUAACGUUUCUCCGCCAACUUAAGUCACCGGGGAACCUGAUGUUAUUUUAAUUGUUCCUCUAAGCCGAUUUCCUUGACAAAGGAUGCGGCCUUACCAAAGAAAUAUUGUUCUCAUAAUUUUUUUGGUCAUCAUUCUCGGAUCUGUUGGAUUGACAUUGUACUUUUUGCUUCAAGCUUGAUGUGAUUUUUUGUUGUAUUUUUAAACAAAGUCGUUUUUAUGUUUUCAUGUUACUUUUUUAUUUAAUUUGCGUUUUAAUAAAAAAAUAAAAA